AUGGACGACGCACCAUUACCCUCCACGCUGGAGGUGAAUGCGUUGAGAGACUCAUUCGGUGAUCGAAAGCCACCAGAUAUCACUCGAAAGAUCACUGCUUGUGUUGCUUGCCGAAAGCAGAAGGUCAAAUGUCAUAUGCGUGAUGGCAAGGUACCAUGCUCACGGUGCAAAAAGAGGGGAUUGCCAUGUGCUGUCAAUCGAAGCUUGCAAACUCUACUCGAGCAGGAUGUGACGUGGAAAGGAGCAGUUGUCCAGAAGAUCAAACGGCUUGAAGACGCUAUCGCCAAGAUAGCUACCAAGGUUGAUAUCCCUGAACUGGGAACAAAGACACAAAAUGAGGAUCACUUAGACUCUAUGAGUCCACCCGCAGUGGACAUGACCAACGCAGACAUAGCAAGCCCGACUCCAGAAUCCCCAGUCCAGGAUGAGCAGCCAUCAAAUAACACCUGGGGGGGACUCGCAUUAUUCGAUACCUACCACCUCCGUUUGGAUCACUUUUUAUAUAGGAUCCUUGGUGACCACAUCAGCUUGGACUCAGUCCGCAGUGCCUCGCCCUUGUUGACAGCGGCGGUUUGCACUGUGGGUGCAUUACACUCGCCUUCUCAAGGCCAGCUCUUUGAAACUUGUUACUCGGAAUUCAAAGGCUUGGUUUCAAGUCAAAUAUUUUCGCAACAUGCAAACGAAGACGACAUUCGAGGGUUAUGUAUUGGAGCAUUUUGGCUGCACGAACUGUCUUGGGCGCUAAUUGGGAAUGCUGUGCGGGUUGCAUCUGAUAUAAAUCUACAUAGCGGAAUUUACAAGGCUUUGAAGGGCGACCGAGAAGGUUAUACGCAAGCCCGCCUGUACUAUCUAGUCUAUGUCUGCGACCACCACUUCUCGAUCGCAUACGGCAGGCCUCCAAUGUCGCGCGAGGGGUUCAUUAUCGACUCCGCAAGUAAAUUGCUCGAAACAGAGAAUGCGACCGAGGACGAUGCCAGACUAGUCAGUCAGGUCAAGGAGUGGGCCAUAUUGGGUCAAAUAUUUGACACCUUUGGCGUGGACGUCGACACAGCUAUCCAUCCUCACAUAAUUCCGCAGCUCCGCCGGUACUCAAUCGCGUUGGAUACCUGGUACGCUGACUGGAUUGAAAGCUUUCAAGAGAAUCGCCGAGUGGGAAAUUACCCGGCCAAAGGGGUUGGGUUUCAUUUCCACUUCGCAAAGCUCUAUCUUUGUUCACAUGCAUUCCGCGGUGUACCAGCCCUCGAGAAUGCGACACAAUAUUUUUCUCCCGAGUUGGAAGAGAUCGCUAAUUCUGGUGUCCUUUCCGCCAUGUCGAUUCUUCGAGUCAUUGUCUCGGACCCGGAAUUUCGCUCCUUUAUGAAUGGUCUCCCUCUUUACUUCGACACGAUGCUUGCAUUCGCGGUGGUCUUUCUGUUGAAGGUGGCUACCAAGUAUGCAGCUGUGAUCCGGAUCGACACGGAAAAAAUCAUAUCCCUUGUUUCUCAGACAGUAUCUGCCCUUCGAGAAAUAACCCAGCCAAUGCAUCGGCAGCACUUGCUAGUCACAAUCGCAGAAGGUCUGGAGAAACUUCUCUACAAAUGCUCAGCUCCAAUGCAAUCAACCAACGAGGGAAUAAUGUAUCAGCCGUCCCCAGCAAUGGACCCACAUGCCCAGUUCGAUACAGCCUGGAUGGAAAAUAUGGCGAGCUUUGACUUCCAGACCAGUUUUCCCGAUCUAGAUGAAUGGUGGCUUCAUUAUAAUGCGGCAGUAGGGUCUAGUGCACGGGGCAUGCCAUUGGGCUCAUAA
This is a messenger RNA of Penicillium manginii, 1785 nucleotides long. Its product is annotated as Zn(II)2Cys6 transcription factor. Gene Ontology annotation, molecular function: DNA-binding transcription factor activity, RNA polymerase II-specific; transcription cis-regulatory region binding; zinc ion binding. Gene Ontology annotation, biological process: regulation of DNA-templated transcription; DNA-templated transcription. Lineage: Eukaryota; Fungi; Ascomycota; Eurotiomycetes; Eurotiales; Aspergillaceae. The record is from RefSeq and is a predicted model, not a curated record. Gene Ontology annotation, cellular component: nucleus. The coding region runs from base 1 to 1785 and encodes 594 amino acids. The transcript is spliced from 5 exons.